GUUUUUUUUUUUUUUUGUGUAUUUCAGUCACCAUGAAGUCGUCCUCUGUCGCCCUCAUCGCUAUAUGCCUUUGUCUCGGCGUGUCAUGCGCACUAGGAGCCGGAUACGGUUCCGAUUACACUAGCUAUGAUACCUAUGGAGGUAUGGGAGGCGGAUACAGCAUGGGUUACGGAAGUGGCUACGGAAGUGGAUACGGAAGUGGCUACGGAAGUGGAUACGGAAGUGGAUAUGGAAGCGGAUACGGCCACUCAAAGGGAUACGGAAAGGGAUACGUCUCCACCGAGACUAUCAUUAGACAACCCUACGUACCAAUGACUCCCCCAUUGCCACCACCAGUCAACAACAAUGACGAAGGACUUUUUGGACUCGGUAGUUCUGGACUUCUGUUGCUCGGUCUGCCCCUUCUCCUUCUCCUGAGGAACUCCAACUCCGGUUAAACUCCUGACGUUAACACUCAUUACUGUAGAAGCAACUCUGUGAUAUAUCGCGCAAUACCAGUUACCAGUUCGUCUGUGUGGACAUUAUUUGUAUGUUUGUGUUAUUGUUAUGUUGAUUAAAAACUUAAAGAAAAAUGUA
Molecule: messenger RNA, 576 nt
Organism: Pecten maximus
Lineage: Eukaryota; Metazoa; Mollusca; Bivalvia; Pectinida; Pectinidae
Product: keratin-associated protein 21-1-like
Exons: 3
Coding region: 33-437 (134 amino acids)
Source: RefSeq, a predicted model, not a curated record